CCAUAUUGACAGAGCUGGGAGGGGGCCCGAGGGAGCUGGGAGCUGGCGGGGGGGCGGGGGGGAGUCACCGCCGAACGACUGUCGCGGCGUUGGCGGCAGUGGUGAGCACAAACCGAGCGGCAGCUCUUUGAGAGGCAGCACAGAGUUGUCUUCUCCGUGGGGAGCAGCAGCCUGCGGUGGCGACGACCCCUCGCUCCGAGUCUUUGAGGGACCCCACGGCGAAGGCAGCUGUCGCUGAAGGCGAGGCUGGGGAUCCCGGCGGUGGCGGCGGCGCAGUGGCAGGCAGGCUCCAAAAACGGGAUGCGCGGCCGCGCGGGCAGUUGGCAGCUCCUGUUCGAGUGCUCCUGAAGGGGCGAUGCUACCGUUCGCUCCUCAAGACGAGCCCUGGGACCAAGAAAUGGAGGUGUUUGGCGGCAGCGCAAGCAGCGGCGAGUGUGCUAGCUGCCAAUUUGAGGGACAGCUGCUGACUCCAGCUCUCUAUUGAACACCGGGUGCUUUAGGAACCCAGCGCAACAGAAACAGCAAGGUGACGAACUCUGGGGACAUUUACACAUAGGGAUGAAUGCUCCUUAGUUACUUUUCUCAUUUCUUUGUGGCUUGUUGUGGUUCUUUGUAACAACCUAAGUGGAGAUUAACUGGAGGCAAGGUUUCUUUAUCUACACUCAGGUGAUGUUCUGCAGCCUCCUUGGCGGUCUCCUGAAUUCUACCGCCCUCUUCCGCCCCUUCUCCCUUUGCCCAACUGCUGUCCCCGCCCCGUUGGUCAGUGAAAGAACAGGCAAAGUAAACUCCAGCCCUUAUGAGAGGAAUCUUUGUAUGUUUUAGGUAUUAUAGAGAUUUAACAAUGGGUCUCUCUACCUCAGCAAUUUGGAAAAAUACUGGAGUGGAAAUUGUUAAUCCCUAUGAAGUAAAACGAAAGGUGAAGGUGAAUGGUCUUAAAAUGGUUGAUGAGCCAAUGGAAGAGGGAGAAGCAGAUUCUUGCCAAGAUGAAGGAGUUGUUAAAGAAAUCCCUAUUACUCAUCAUGUUAAGGAAGGAUAUGAGAAAGCAGAUCCUGCACAAUUUGAGUUGCUCAAAGUUCUUGGUCAGGGAUCCUUUGGAAAGGUAUUUCUCGUUAGAAAGAAGACCGGUCCUGAUGCUGGACAACUCUAUGCAAUGAAGGUGUUAAAAAAAGCUUCUUUAAAAGUUCGAGACAGAAUUCGGACAAAGAUGGAGAGGGAUAUACUGGUGGAAGUAAAUCAUCCAUUUAUUGUCAAAUUGCACUAUGCCUUUCAGACUGAAGGGAAGCUGUAUUUAAUAUUGGAUUUUCUCAGGGGAGGAGAUGUCUUCACAAGAUUAUCCAAAGAGGUUCUGUUUACAGAGGAAGAUGUGAAAUUCUACCUUGCAGAACUAGCCCUUGCUUUGGAUCAUCUGCAUCGAUUAGGAAUUGUAUAUAGAGACCUGAAGCCAGAAAACAUUUUGCUUGAUGAAAUAGGACAUAUCAAGUUAACAGAUUUUGGACUCAGCAAGGAAUCAGUAGAUCAAGAGAAGAAGGCCUACUCAUUUUGUGGUACAGUGGAGUAUAUGGCUCCUGAAGUAGUAAAUAGGAGAGGUCAUUCCCAGAGUGCUGAUUGGUGGUCAUAUGGUGUACUUAUGUUUGAAAUGCUUACUGGUACUCUGCCAUUUCAAGGUAAAGACAGAAAUGAGACCAUGAAUAUGAUAUUAAAAGCAAAACUUGGAAUGCCUCAGUUUCUUAGUGCUGAAGCACAAAGUCUUCUAAGGAUGCUAUUCAAAAGGAAUCCAGCAAAUAGAUUGGGUUCAGAAGGAGUUGAUGAAAUCAAAAGACAUCUUUUUUUUGCAAAUAUUGACUGGAAUAAAUUAUAUAAAAGAGAAGUCCAGCCGCCCUUCAAACCUGCUUCUGGAAAACCAGAUGAUGCUUUUUGUUUUGAUCCUGAAUUUACUGCAAAAACACCUAAAGAUUCUCCUGGUUUGCCAGCCAGUGCUAAUGCUCAUCAACUCUUCAAAGGAUUCAGCUUUGUUGCAACUUCUAUUGCAGAAGAAUAUAAAAUCACUCCUAUCACCAGUGCAAAUGUGUUACCAAUUGUUCAGAUAAAUGGAAAUGCUGCACAGUUUGGUGAAGUGUAUGAAUUGAAAGAGGAUAUUGGUAUUGGCUCCUAUUCUGUUUGCAAGCGGUGCAUACACACCACUACCAACAUGGAAUUUGCAGUGAAGAUCAUUGACAAAAUUAAGAGAGAUCCUUCAGAAGAAAUUGAAAUUUUAAUGCGCUAUGGACAGCACCCCAACAUUAUCACUUUAAAGGAUGUUUAUGAUGAUGGUAGAUAUGUUUACCUUGUUACGGAUUUGAUGAAAGGAGGAGAGCUACUUGACCGUAUUCUCAAACAAAAAUGUUUUUCAGAACGGGAAGCUAGUGAUGUACUGUUUAUAAUAACUAAGACAGUUGACUAUCUUCAUUGUCAAGGAGUUGUUCAUCGUGAUCUUAAACCUAGUAAUAUUUUAUACAUGGAUGAAUCAGCCAGUGCAGACUCCAUUAGGAUCUGUGAUUUUGGGUUUGCAAAACAACUUCGAGGAGAAAAUGGACUUCUCUUAACUCCAUGCUACACUGCAAACUUUGUAGCACCUGAGGUUCUCAUGCAACAAGGCUAUGAUGCUGCUUGUGAUAUUUGGAGUCUGGGAGUCCUUUUUUAUACAAUGUUGGCUGGCUACACUCCCUUUGCUAAUGGGCCCAAUGAUACUCCUGAAGAGAUAUUGCUGCGUAUAGGUAAUGGAAAGUUCUCUUUGAGUGGUGGAAACUGGGACAGUAUUUCAGAUGGAGCAAAGGAUUUGCUUUCUCAUAUGCUACAUAUGGACCCACAGCAGCGGUACACUACAGAGCAAGUAUUGAAACACUCAUGGAUAACCCACAGAGAUCAGUUGCCAGAUGAUCAGCCAAAUAGAAAUAGGACAUCACAUGUUGUUAAGGGAACAGUGGUCGCCACAUAUUCAGCCCUGACUCACAAGACUUUUCAACCAGUCCUAGAGCCUGUUGCUGCUUCAAGCUUAGCUCAGCGACGAAGCAUGAAAAAGCGAACAUCAACUGGCCUUUGAAAGUUUUAGGGUUCCUCAGCCAAACUGGAUGAAGAAAAGAUUAAAUGUGUGGCUUUUUGUCUAAUUGUAUAUCAAAGGCAUUGUUUUCUACUACAUUACUUGAAUAUUCUGAUUAAGCUUCCUUUGUUUAAGGGGGAGUGAGAUAAAAAAAAAACAUAUAUAGGUCCACAAUUUUCAUACUAUGUUGCUUUUCAGUGUUGUCCAAGUAUUUAUUUAAGUAUAUAAUUUGUGUCUACAAAGUCCUACCAACUUCUCUACAUACUAACUUCUACAGUUUCUUUCAGAUUUCUGAUUAUGUAAAAUAAUGUAUUGGGGAAUCAUUACCAACAGUCAAGAUGCAAGUAUAAUAGUAUAAUACCAAACAAUGUCAGUAUUUUUUAACAUUAGGUCCUAAAAGGUUAGACAUCUAUUUUUUUUUAAGGAAAGCAAAAAAGAAAUCAUAGAAUCUUGUCAUUAUGUGUAAACUCCAUUCAUUUGACUCUCUGUAGUUACUAAAAUGUAAACAUAGUUUGGGGCCAGAGCAAAAAUCAUUUGUGCUCAUAUGUGAAAUCCUAAUAUGGUCGAUGCCAAAGUUUUUACAGAAGAAUUAAAUCAUAGAUAAUGUGUGCCGACAGACCUGUAUAUUGUCCAUAAAUGGCCUCAUCUAGAAAUAAAGGCUUCUGUAAAUUUUACAUUGAAUGGAAUUGUAGUACAAGUGAAGAAAUUUUAGCCAAAGGUAUUAUAUUGGUAUUAUAAUCUACUAAAUAGGUCAUAGUUAAGCCUUUGAAAAUAAAGUAUAUGGUGUUGGCACUACCUUGAUGUUAUGUAAACUGACUUUGAAGUUAAUCAAUUGGAUUUAAUUAUCAUCUGUCCUUUUAUAAUGAACUACACUCUUGUUUUUUUUUUUUUUUAUUUCCCUGUGCUUUGAAUUACAGAGUAGCAUAUUUAUCUUUAAUCCUAUGGUUAUAUAGUUGAAAUAUUACUGUAAUGAACUUGUGAGCUUAGCACACAUGAUAUAGUUAUAAUGCAUUUCAGUAAACUUUAGAUAAUACUACAUAAUAGUUAUACUUCAAGAAGAUAAACUGUCUUUUUAAAUAGGAAGUAAUAUUAAUGAUAUGCAUAAAAUUUGAACACAUUUUAAAAUAAUAUUUAUAAUGAAAAGAUCUGGCCAAAUUGGUCCUAUUAUUAAAUUUUAUGAUUCAGAACCACUGCGUAGUAUGUAUUGUUUUCUCUAAAUGAUUGAAUUUGAAAGAAUCUUUUUGUGUUGUUGGAGAAAACACCAUUACUACUACUUUAAGUACCGUUACUACUACUGCUGCUGCUACAACUACUGACAGAAAGAACUCAUGAAUGUAAACUUGAGGAUAUUACACUUUUCUUUAGUGAAUAUAAGUGAUCUACUUAUGUGUGCUUGUUUUACUGUUUACUGUGUAUUUUAUUUUGUUUAGUUCAGAGAGGGGUGAUUACUGAGCUCUGAAGUGUACAGUUUAGGCUAGAAGACUUGUAAUUUCAGUAUUUAAUAAAAGAAACUAUACAUAAUUCUCUUUAUAAUGUAAGUGAUGUAUAUUCCACACACAAAGGUCUGUUUCAUUUGUGUGAUAUAUAAAAGUAUGUGUCCAUAUUUUGAGAUGUCUUUUGCAAUAGUUGAAAGACAUUAAAGAACGUCUUAAUAUUACGUGGAAGAUAUUAUUUAGAAAGACACUGAGAUCAUAUCUUGUGGAUUUCUUUGCCCCAGUUCAGCUUUUUCUUUCAUUUUGCUUUAUUACUAGAAGUACUUGUGUCAUUAUAUUGACUUAUUUUCCUCUUGUUUGUGCUGUAAUGCCUUCUUAUCAGAAUUGGUAUGACAAACUUAGAGAUGUGAUUUUGGUGUUUAACUUUUCAGAACAGAGAUAUCAUUUCUAUAUAUGCUUUUGUAGUAGUAGAAUUAGAAUAAGUAAAGUUGGAAAAUGAAAAUGAUCACAAAAUAACUUUGUCUUUACAUAAGCAAUAGCUUUUUUUUUAAGUAGAUGAUCUUAAUUUUUCAGUGAGUUUGCUCAAAAAGGUUGUGUCAUACACUCCUUUCAUGAAAGGAACAUGGUCAGAAAUAAGCAACAAACAGCAUGAUUCCUCAUCACUCAGUGAAAGUUGAAAUGGUAUAAAAGAUAUAGAUGCUAGUGGAUUUUCCCAAUAAUUGUGAGUUUCCUUCUGGAAAAUUCAAACAUGGUGGCUUAACAACAGUAGUAGGGAGCAACCUUAUUAUAAGGGAAAGCUUCACAUUACACCUUCAUUCUGCAGAAGGAACCCAAGUAGGGAUGCAUAAUCAUGUCCUUUUUGGCUAGAACUCUAGAGCAACAAAAGCAGAUGUGAAUGGGACAUUUUUCAUGGGGUUUCUAUAAAUACUUAACCAAUAAAAGCAAAUCCUUUCUUUGAGACUUUAAAAUACUUUGAUUUCUAAUGGAUUCAUGAACAAUUAUUUUAUAUUGCUUUUCUUUCUAGUUGAUGGUUCUUGAUAGUAUUUAUUAAUAAAGUUGGAGGUUUUAUUGUUGUUCUCAAAGAGAGGAUAUUGUAAUAAUAUUUUUUUUUCUCAAUACCAGAUUUGCCCAGGUAGACUGAACAAUCUGUUGUCCUAAAGUACAUAUUAUUAUGAAUAAACUCAGGAAACCAUUUGUAUAAAAAUUAA
This is a messenger RNA of Cervus elaphus (red deer), 5717 nucleotides long. It is a transcript of the gene RPS6KA6, whose product is annotated as ribosomal protein S6 kinase A6. Gene Ontology annotation, molecular function: magnesium ion binding; ATP binding; ribosomal protein S6 kinase activity. The record is from RefSeq and is a predicted model, not a curated record. NCBI's taxonomy places the organism in Eukaryota, Metazoa, Chordata, Mammalia, Artiodactyla, Cervidae. The transcript has 24 exons. Gene Ontology annotation, biological process: protein phosphorylation. The coding region runs from base 797 to 3079 and encodes 760 amino acids.